Molecule: messenger RNA, 1221 nt
Organism: Pyricularia pennisetigena
Lineage: Eukaryota; Fungi; Ascomycota; Sordariomycetes; Magnaporthales; Pyriculariaceae
Exons: 2
Coding region: 1-1221 (406 amino acids)
Molecular function (GO): protein binding
Source: RefSeq, a predicted model, not a curated record
AUGCUCGCCUCGACAACAACUCUCCUGCUCGCCCUCAUGGCACAGGUGUUUGCGCACCCUGCCCAGAACCGCUGUGCGGCCGGUGGCGGCGGUAAAGCCAAGGCCGCCAAGAACGGCAAGGCCAUCUACGUGCUCUCCAACGAAAAGGCCAACGCGGUGGUCGCCAUGGCCAUUGGCAAGGACGGAAAGCUUGGUAAGGGAGUCAGCACCGCCACCGGCGGCGAGGGAGCCACUGGCGUUGAUGACAAGGGCCAGCCCGCCGUCCCUGAUGCGCUGUUCAGCCAGUCUGCUCUGACUGUUGCCGGCAAGAACCUCUUCGCGGUCAACUCAGGCUCCAACACCCUGACCAUGUUCGCCAUCGACCCCAAGGACCCGACCAGGCUCACCAUGGUCGGCGAGCCCGCCGCCAUCCCGGGCGAGUUCCCCGUCACCGUGGCCGCCUCCGCCAAGAACAAGCUGGCGUGCGUCGGCACCUCGGGCGCCAAGGCCGGCAUCUCGUGCGCAGCCUUCUCCGACGAGGGCCUCGGCGAGAUGGACGCCCUUCGGCCCAUCGACCUCGGCCAAACCACUCCCCCCAAGGGCCCCACCAACACCGUCUCGCACGUCUUCUUUUCGCGCGACCAAAAGACCCUCUUCUCCACCGUCAAGGGCGACCCGCCGACCAAGAAGGACGGCUUCAUCGCCUCCUUCGCGGUCGCCGCCGCCGGAGACCAGGCCGCCAAGGUCGACUCCAGGAUCACCAAGGCCACGCCGCAAGGCACCGCCGUGCUCUUCGGCGCCGCCACGAUCCCCGGCAGCAGGGACCUGUUCGUGACCGACGCGGCGUUUGGCGCCGUGGUGCUGGGCAUGGACGAAAAGACGCAGACGGCGUCGACGGUCAGGGGCAAGGGCGAGGUGGAUGGGCAAAAGGCGACGUGCUGGGUGGCCGUCAGCCCGGCGACCGGCACCGCCUUCGUCACCGACGUCGGCAGCAACCGCCUCGUCGAGAUGUCCACCAGGGACGCCACGGUCCUCAACAAGAUCGAGCUCGCCAGCGGCGACCCCGGCCUGAUCGACCUCCAGGCCGCCGGCCGGUUCGUCUACGCCCUCAGCCCCGGCAACGGCACCACCCUCGCUGCCGUCACCGUCGUCGACGCAAGGACCAGGAAGGAGGUGCAGCACAUGCAGAUGGAUGCCAAGCUCGCGGGCAAGAACUCGAUGGGCUUGGCUCUGCUGAAGUAA